This is a messenger RNA of Phlebotomus argentipes, 1107 nucleotides long. RefSeq names its product dehydrodolichyl diphosphate synthase complex subunit DHDDS (gene Dhdds). NCBI's taxonomy places the organism in Eukaryota, Metazoa, Arthropoda, Insecta, Diptera, Psychodidae. Gene Ontology annotation, molecular function: ditrans,polycis-polyprenyl diphosphate synthase [(2E,6E)-farnesyl diphosphate specific] activity. Gene Ontology annotation, biological process: polyprenol biosynthetic process. Gene Ontology annotation, cellular component: endoplasmic reticulum; dehydrodolichyl diphosphate synthase complex. The transcript has 3 exons. The coding region runs from base 172 to 1107 and encodes 311 amino acids. The record is from RefSeq and is a predicted model, not a curated record.
UAAUCACAUGCGCCGGACUUUGUCGCGGUUUCGCAUCCAGCUCGACAGUGGAAAAUUGUGAAAAACUCGCCCAUCCGGUGACUGUGACUGCCCAGUAUCCGCCUCCCAGUGUUCCAGGGGCAGUGUCCCGCGCUCAGGCCACACAGUGAGCACCCCAGCGGCCGAAGUGCAAUGUCAUGGGUCAGCGACACAAAACUGCCCUGGUGGCAGCGACUAGCCGUGCGGGUGGUGCGAGUGGGCAAGAUUCCGCACCACAUCGCCUUCAUCAUGGACGGCAACAGGCGCUUCGCCAAAAAGAUCCAGGUGGAGAAGGCUGAAGGACACUCGCGGGGUUUCGAGAGGCUCUCCGAGGUGCUGCGGUGGUGUCUGGAUCUGGGCGUGAAGGAGGUCACUGUGUACGCUUUCAGCAUAGAGAACUUCAAGCGCAGCAAAGAGGAAGUGGACGCCCUUCUCGAUCUGGCCAGUGAGAAGUUCGACAGGUUGAUAGAGGAAGAGGACAAGCUGCACGAGAACGGCAUCUGCAUCCGCAUCAUCGGCAACAUGGAAAUGCUGCCCCUGGCGCUGCAGCAGAAGAUCGCGCGCGCAAUGUAUGUGACCAGGAUGAACAGCAAGGCCAUCCUGAACGUGGCGUUCGCGUACACGAGCAGGGACGAGAUCGCUCACUCCGUGAGGACCAUCACGGAGGGCGUGUCCGACAGCGUCCUGGACCAAGACACCAUCAGUGACGAGCUCAUCAACAGAUGCCUGCACACCAAGCUGUCCUCGGAUCCGGACCUGCUCAUCCGGACGUCCGGCGAAACGAGACUCAGUGAUUUUUUGCUCUGGCAGGUAUCGUCUACAAUUCUCUACUUCACGAAAAUCCUCUGGCCGGAAAUCACCAUCUGGCACCUGCUCAGCGGCAUUGUGCAGUAUCAGCGGUGGUACUAUCGCAUGCAGGCGCCGCAGAAGUUCGUGCGGGCGCCGGAGAAGGACGCCCGGGAGCAGAUUGAGCACUUCGUGAGCGAUGUGGACAGCAGGCAUUGGAGGCGCAUGCAAGAGCUCAUGGUGCAGGCCGAUGCAUCGCGUGUCCACGGUGAUAACACCACUGAACUCCAUCAUAGCUUAUAG